CAAACAAGAUGAGUCUGCUCAGUUGGACACCCCAACCAAAGACCCAGAAGCACUUCCACCUCAAGGUCCUUGUCCCUGUGUUAAGGGCCAAAAAGGUGAAAAGGGAGGUGGUUUUGGUCUUGGAGGUCUGAAUUUUAGACAAAGCCCUGGACAAUAUGAUCCUUUCAGCUCUUCCAAAGGAGAAAAGGGAGAGAGAGGAUCUCCUGGAAUAGAUGGAAUUCCUGGACUGCCUGGACGACCGGGGAGAACUGGACCUCCAGGAUCAGCUGGCCAACGGGGCCCUCAAGGAGUCCCAGGUGACAUGGGUCCACCUGGUGUCACUGGUCCAAAGGGACAGCGAGGAGAGAGAGGAGAACCAGGAUAUGUCGUAACGGGCACAGAAGCCAAUUUUGUGCCUGGAAGAAAGGGUGAACCAGGAUCUUCAGGUCCUCAGGGUGCUCCGGGUGUACCAGGCGUUAAUGGAUCUCCAGGUCUGCCUGGCCAGCCAGGACCAACAGGAUCACCAGGGUUAUCCAUUAAGGGAGAUCCUGGGGAGCCUGGAGCUAAAGGUUUACGUGGAAAGCAAGGUUUUAAAGGAGACAAGGGCGAGAAGGGAAAUGAUGGUAUUGCAGGUUUACCCGGUCCGAUUGGCAUCGAGGGAGUGCCAGGGCUACCAGGUCAGAAAGGAGAGAAGGGAGAAGAAGGAAUUGGCAUACAAGGUAUUCCGGGUCCUCGUGGAAUGCAGGGAGAAAAGGGCAAUGUUGGCCUGCUAGGACCAGUGGGCCCAAAGGGUGAACGAGGAGAUCAAGGCAUCCAAGGAGUCUUCGGACCUCGGGGAAAGAAAGGCUUCAAAGGGGAGCAUGGGGACAAAGGAGACAAAGGAGAGAUUGGCUCAGUUGGACAGCAAGGACCAUCUGGACCAAUGGGGCCUUUAGGGUUAAAAGGAGAUGAAGGUCCAAGAGGAGCUCCAGGAGAUCCUGCCAAGGGUAUAAUUGGUCCAACUGGAAAAAAGGGGGCCAGGGGAGACACUGGUCCAGUUGGCCCCACGGGACCUCAGGGACUAAAGGGCAAACAAGGAGACAAAGGAGAAAAGGGAAGUCCUGGAUUUGGGAUUCCUGGACAGAGAGGGCCAAAGGGUGAGAAUGGCGAGAGGGGAAAUGUUGGUUUGUCUGGGAAACCUGGACCAAAGGGUCAUGAUGGCUCCAAAGGCGAAAAUGGGAAUAUUGGAUUACCCGGCAAUCCUGGACAGCCAGGAUUAAGAGGUAAAGAUGGGGAAGCUGGACCUAAAGGAGAACAAGGGAUAAAGGGUGAACAUGGACUGCCUGGAGAGCCUGGGGACAAAGGAAUGAGGGGUCCAUUGGGGUUACCAGGGCGACCAGGGGACACAGGAGACAAAGGAGACAGUGGAAUACCCGGCCUGCCUGGAACUAAUGGAAAGAAAGGCGAAAAGGGAGAGCCAGGAAAACCUGCACCUUUAGGAGCACAAUUUGUUUCCGAUAACAACGUAUUGGCAAGAGUGAUUAAGGGUGAACCAGGAGAGCCUGGUCAGCCUGGUUUAAGAGGAGAAACCGGUCUUCCUGGGCCAAGAGGUCCGGAAGGAAAACCUGGAUUACCUGGUCCACCUUUGGCCAGGUCUGCAAAAGAUGGACUUGAUGGUUUGCCAGGAAAACCGGGACAAAAGGGUGAGCAGGGACCAAAAGGAGAGCCUGGUCUGAGGGGAGAAAAAGGAGACCAGGGCAGGGUUGGGAUUGCUGGGAUGCCUGGUUUACCAGGAACUCCAGGAAGACCUGGUGUGAUGGGAAGAGGGGACUACAGGGAAGAGAUGGAGAAAUGGGGCCAAGGGGGGAUGAUGGCAAAAAGGGAGAUAAGGGAGCGACUGGUGAAAAUGGUAAAGACGGUAGCAAAGGGGAACCAGGACCUCCAGGUUUGCCUGGUAUGAAAGUGCUGGUGACGUCAGAGGGCGGCACUAUUGACGGAAUUCGAGAAGCUUUUCCGAUCCCAAUGGGGCCUCCGGGAGCUCCUGGUGAUAAAGGAGAGGGAGGCAUGAAAGGAGAGAAGG
This is a messenger RNA of Thalassophryne amazonica, 2038 nucleotides long. RefSeq names its product collagen alpha-2(IX) chain-like. Bases 302 to 1918 code for a protein of 538 amino acids. The transcript has 41 exons. NCBI's taxonomy places the organism in Eukaryota, Metazoa, Chordata, Actinopteri, Batrachoidiformes, Batrachoididae. The record is from RefSeq and is a predicted model, not a curated record.